UAGGAACGAAACGAAAUUGUCAAAGUUGACAAAAGACGAAAACCACUGACGUCACUUUUGCCCGAAUUUGUAUAUUUAAAAUUGAUAAUAAUUUAUAGAACUACGAUUCUAUUUACCAUUCAUUAAAAAAUGGCAGACCCAAAAUACGAAAAUUUACCAGGCAUAGCUUACGAUCAGCCUGAUGUAUAUGAAACCGGCGACUUGCCUGAAGCCGAUCAGCAGGAGCCCUUUGAGGAAGAAGAGAACGAAUGUAUCGAAACCCUGCACUUGUCUGUGAAGGAUUCUUUCAAUAACUUCAAAGGGAAGUUUUUGACUGGUGCAGUGGAUUUCUCUGACCGUUUGAGCAGAAAAAGUAGGAUUGGAUACAGGGCUGGUGAAUACGAGCUGGCAGCCGAAGGUGAACCAGAGACAGUCUUGGAGCGCUACAACAGGCUGCGAUGCGAGUUCUCAGACUUGCUGGAACAAGUGGCUGAACAGCAGAAUAAGGCUACGGAGAGUGAAAAGGACGAGUAUUCCCGCCUGGCGACUCAAAUAAACGCGACCAAGAAGAUUCUGGAAGAGCUGAAGCUUGAGGAAGGUGAACAUGUGGACCCCACGGCUGAAAAACUCAAGGAGUAUUUAGCCCAGGGCGGUAAGAAAAAGCAGCCGGGCGUAGCGACCGCUAGUCUCAAGCUGAAGCCAGAGGUCAACCUCGCGCAGACCACGCGCAUCGCUCAGCUAGAACACAGGUUACACAAGUUGGAGCAAGCCGCCGGCGUAAGAGACGAAGAGGCUUUCCGAAGACUGCAGGCUGCAACCGGAGAGGCGACGCUGUGCGGCGCGGCGGCGACGCUCGCGGCGCAGGCCGCCCUGCUGCGGCCCGCGGAGCUGGCGGCGGCGGACGCGCGCGCCGCCUCGCUGCUCGCCAACGUCGAGGCCAUACGCGCCGCCCGCCCCUCCGACCCCGAGCUCGACGCCAAGGUCAACGAGUUAUAUAAAUUAGUGCAGCAGAUCGACGGGAUAUCACAUUCAGAGAUCCUUGAGAGAAUGGAGGCCCUGGAAUCUCUCCACAACCAAGCGAGCAAUUUCGGCAAAUCCCUAACGGAGCUAGAAACGCUACAGAGCACCAUCGCGUCUGGCGUCAAAAACAACAAGGAACUCUUGCAGGGCGUGCAAGAGGUGUUCGCGCACAACAUCGACAGCCUUCAGAAGGAGAUCAAAAAACUGGACGACCGCAUCGGCAAGCUGACCGCGUGAUGAGGCGACCACGAGUUUACAAUGGCAACUAUUGUUUAAAUUAACUUAGUCAAUGGGCUUCUACAGUU
This is a messenger RNA of Cydia amplana, 1304 nucleotides long. RefSeq names its product dynactin subunit 2 (gene DCTN2-p50). Gene Ontology annotation, biological process: mitotic spindle organization. The record is from RefSeq and is a predicted model, not a curated record. Lineage: Eukaryota; Metazoa; Arthropoda; Insecta; Lepidoptera; Tortricidae. Bases 130 to 1236 code for a protein of 368 amino acids. The transcript has 10 exons. Gene Ontology annotation, cellular component: dynactin complex; cytoplasm; centrosome.